UCAGGUUGUCAUUAUGAUCUGGUCGCUGGAGUGAAAGGGUGUUUUGAAAGGAAUUCAAUAUGGGAAUUAAAGGAUUAGCCAUGCUGAUAGCUGACUAUGCUCCUUCAGCGGUGAAGGAGAAUGAAAUGAAGAAUUAUUUUGGUAGGAAAAUUGCCAUCGAUGCUUCCAUGAGCAUCUAUCAGUUUCUAAUUGCGGUUCGUCAGCAAGGAGUUCAGUUAACGACAGCCGAUGGCGAGACAACGAGUCACCUCAUGGGAAUGUUCUAUCGCACAAUCCGCAUGGUUGAGAACGGCAUUAAACCAGUGUACGUCUUUGACGGCAAACCGCCGGAUAUGAAAGGUGGAGAAUUGGCGAAACGUCAAGAACGUCGCGAUGAAACGGAAAAAGCCUUGAAGGAAGCCGCAGAAGCCGGAAACGAAGAAGAAGUGAACAAACUCACUCGUCGCCUGGUUAAAGUCACCAAGCAACACAACGACGAGUGCAAGAAGUUGCUUACUCUGAUGGGUAUACCUUACAUCGAAGCACCCUGUGAAGCCGAAGCUCAGUGUGCGGCACUAGUUAAGGCCGGGAAAGUUUUCGCUGUAGCUACAGAAGAUAUGGACAGUCUCACGUUCGGAUCUAAUGUGAUGUUGAGGCACAUGACGUUUUCUGAAGCCCGGAAGAUGCCGAUCAAGGAGUUCCAUUUGGCCAAAGUUUUGGAUAGCCUGAACCUUAGCCAUGACGAGUUCAUAGAUUUAUGCAUCCUUCUUGGAUGUGAUUACUGCGGCUCGAUCCGUGGUGUUGGACCUAAGCGUGCCGUGGAGUUAAUCAAAGAGCACAGAAGUAUCGAGAAAAUUUUGGAGAUCAUUGACAAGCAAAAGUAUCCAGUUCCCGAAGAAUGGCCCUUUGCACGUGCCCGAGAAUUGUUCCAGCAACCAGAAGUAUCCGAUCCUGAAACUGUAUCUAUGAAGUGGCAAGAUCCGGAUAUCGAAGGUCUUGUUGAGUUCUUGGCGAAUGAAAAAUCCUUCGCUGAGGACCGCGUUCGUUCAGGAGCCAAAAAGUUGCUGAAAGGUCGGACUGGAUCCGUUCAACAACGAAUGGACUCGUUUUUCACGGUGGUUUCGACAUCAAAUAACGCAACCAAGCGAAAGGCUGAAGAAAUUCAGAAGAACAAGAAUGCGAAAAAACCUCGUGGAGGUGGUGGCGGUCGUGGAAGAAAACCCAAGUGA
Molecule: messenger RNA, 1208 nt
Organism: Notodromas monacha
Lineage: Eukaryota; Metazoa; Arthropoda; Ostracoda; Podocopida; Cyprididae
Source: the annotation of a GenBank genome assembly